Messenger RNA from Drosophila biarmipes, 747 nucleotides. RefSeq lists its product as uncharacterized. The coding region runs from base 1 to 747 and encodes 248 amino acids. Lineage: Eukaryota; Metazoa; Arthropoda; Insecta; Diptera; Drosophilidae. Gene Ontology annotation, molecular function: odorant binding. The transcript has 3 exons. The record is from RefSeq and is a predicted model, not a curated record.
AUGAGGAUUACACAACUCUUAUAUAUCUCGAGCGUGGUUAUCGCAUCGAUCGAGGCGGUGGAGUAUCUAAUUCGCUUCGAGACGAAGAAGGCCAAGUGCCUGAAUCCGCCCAGAACGGCCAGGAAAGUGGAGUCGGUGAUUGGCGAGUGCCAGGACGAGGUCCGCAACAAGUUGGUUAAUGAGGCCUAUGAGAUACUCAAGGAGCAGGUGUCGCACAAGCAACCGCCCAUCGAUCCCCACGAUGACUCCAUCGACUUUUUCUGGCCCUCAGUUCCCGGUGUGUCAGGAGGCACCUCCGUAGACCAUCCCCCCACUCGGUACGAAUAUAUACUGUACGAUGAGCCCGAACCACAUCGCCAUGUGGCCAGGCUGAUGAAGAACAUCCGCAGACUGGACGUGGCCAGUUCGGGCAUAUACCAUCCCACGCUGGUGCCUCUGGAAGACAAACGCAUCGCGGGGUGCCUGCUGCACUGCGUCUAUGCCAAGAACCACGCCAUCGACCAGAAGGGUUGGCCCACCCUGGACGGACUGGUCAGCUUCUACUCCGAGGGCGUCCACGAGCACGGCUUCUUCAUGGCCACCCUGCGGUCCGUGAACCUCUGCCUCCGGACAAUGACCGCCAAGUACGGAGUGAACCGCAAGGAGCUGCCCCAGAAAGGUGAAAGCUGCGAUCUGGCUUUCGAUGUCUUCGACUGCAUAUCCGACCAAAUCACCGGCUACUGUCUGGAUCAGUACAGCAGAUAUUAA